Molecule: messenger RNA, 4452 nt
Organism: Athene cunicularia (burrowing owl)
Lineage: Eukaryota; Metazoa; Chordata; Aves; Strigiformes; Strigidae
Gene: MFNG
Product: MFNG O-fucosylpeptide 3-beta-N-acetylglucosaminyltransferase
Exons: 8
Coding region: 586-1572 (328 amino acids)
Biological process (GO): regulation of Notch signaling pathway
Cellular component (GO): membrane
Molecular function (GO): O-fucosylpeptide 3-beta-N-acetylglucosaminyltransferase activity
Source: RefSeq, a predicted model, not a curated record
GGGAGCAAGAGCGGGCUGCAUUGGAGGGAGCAGGUGGAGAGACUGUCCCACCACACGCAUAGCGCCCGGCCCCUUUCCUGAUGCCCUGUGCUCACUGCUUGGUUCUACCACGCAGCCUCCGGCUUGGAUGUGCAGGCUGGCGUCUUCUGGGGAACUGCUGCCUUCGGUCCAGACAUCCCACCGAUGGCUCUGAUGUCCUUUGCUGCCCCCUCGACCUCCAGCCUGGGACUCUUGGCCUCUCUGCUGGGAGUGGGGAUGCUCACUUUCCUCCUGGCAGGCUGUGCCAGCCACUUGCCAGUCAUCUCAGUAUUUUCCCAUCACGUGUACCUGCCUCGCUGGGUCAUCGAGCCCUCUUAUCUGUGGAUAUUUCCCCAGCUUCACCAGUAUCCUUCAGGGCUGCUGUCUCUUCAGAUUUCUGGUCUUCACCCACCCUAUUCCUUGGCCACAUCCUAUUCAGACCUCGCUCUUGUCUGGUCCUACCGCUUUGGAAGCUUCGAGAAGGGUGGACAGCUUCACUUGGAAGUACAGACAGGGGUUGUCCGUAUUCAGUAGGAUACUGGCUGUGGUGGGAACAAUUUGGGAGCCAUGGGCUGUCGGCUGAUCCAUGGUCUCUCUGGAGCUGCAGUCUUCAUUGUCAGCAUGGCUCUCCUCUCUGUGCAGCACCGUGGGGCUCAAGAAACAGCUCAAUACCCAGGGCUCAGGGAGGGGAGUUUAGAGAAGACAGAGCAAUGGAGCAAAGUGAGCCCAGAGGGAGGUGGUGGCAGGGGGCAGAAGGACCUGCAAGUCCAUUCUCCAGAGGGAUACAGGACUGAGGGAAACCUUGAGGACAUUUUCAUAGCUGUGAAGACAACCAAGAGAUUUAACCAGAGCAGGAUGGAGCUGCUCCUGGACACAUGGAUAUCCCAGGCCAGAGAGCAGACCUAUGUCUUCACUGAUGAAGAAGACGAUGCCCUGAAAAGGAGAAUGGUUGACCACGGUAUCUUCACCAGCUGCUCUGCUGAGCACAGUCACCUAGCCCUCUUUUGCAAGAUGGCUGCCGAGUUUGAUGCCUUCCUGGCCAGUGGCUGGAGCUGGUUUUGCCGUUUGGAUGAUGACAACUACCUGAACCCUCGGGCCCUUCUGAACCUCUUGUCUUCUUACUCUGCAAUGUGGGACAUUUACCUGGGGAAACCCAGCCUGAACCGACCCAUCUGGGCCUCUGAAAUGCUGCCAAACAGCCAGAUGAAAUCUGUGCACUUCUGCUUUGCCACAGGAGGGGCUGGAUUCUGCAUCAGCCACAAGCUGGCAAGCAAGAUGGUGCCGUGGGCCAGUGGCAGGAACUUCCUGAGCACUUCAGAGCUCAUCCGCCUACCAGACGACUGCACCGUGGGUUACAUCAUUGAGUGCAAAGUCAGUGGGCAGCUGCUGCCCAAUCCACUCUUCCACUCCCACCUGGAAAACCUGCAGCUCAUUCCUGCCUCUCGGCUCACACAGCAAGUCACCCUCAGCUAUGGUAUCUUUGAGAACAAGCUCAAUGUUAUUGAACUCAGCGGCCCUUUCUCACCCCAAGAGGAUCCCUCAAGCAGGUUUUGAUCACUCCACUGCCAUCUCUAUCCUGACACCUCCUGGUGCCUGCAGGCUGUUGGCUGGUGAUGCUUGAGCCUCAGCUAACAGUGGGUCCUAGUGACAUCCAUUUACCUUGUGCAUGUAGGGGUGGGACACUGAAGAAGCUCGCUGUUCCCAAUUUCCCCUUUCCUAUGGUAGUCUUGGGGUUAUGGGAUGGCUUUUUUUGUCCUCACUGAAUACCAGUGACACAGGACAAAAGAUGAGAUCUGUAGGAAAGAUGGAUAACAUAGGAUUGACACAUGGAUGUGCUUCCCACCUGUUCUGGGAUGUGCGCAAGGGAUGGGAGCAGUAUGCCUUCCUGAGCAGAUCAAGGACUGGGUAGUGACUGCUGGGAAUCUGGAUAGAGUUGGGGACCUGCUGCUGCUGCCUGCUGUGGAUUCAUCUUGCUGGACUAGAAAGGCCCUGUGUAUGGGUAACCCAGUGCCCAGCUGAGAAGGCUGAUACUGUUCCAUGGCUCCAGCUUCUCUGAGCAGCCCCUCCUCCAUAUCUGCCUGUGCUUUCCUCACCACCCACUCUUUCCAGCCACAGGCCCUUGGCUGAGUCUCUGCAUAGUCAAGGUCUAUAGAAAUGGAAAAUGUGAUCAUUUCUGUGUUGAAUGAGUGCUGGAAAAGCACAAUCCUUGCUCAGCAGAGGGGAGGUGGGCAGGAAGUACAAAGGAUCAGGAAUUCCCCCCUCUGCCAGGACAAAGGAGAGGGUGUGGGGGAGCCAGGAGGAGACAGAGUCUGAGAUGAGGAUGGUUCCUGUACUGAACAUUGAAGGCUUGAUCUUGUAUGGCAUUGCAUUUUUCCUUUCUUUUUACCUUCUUGAUACGGAGUCAGGAUAAUCUCUUGCUCUAAUUACCAACCUGUCGUCUAAGAUUAGAACUACAACUCCUACCUGUGAGAAAGGAGACAUAAAGGAUUAGAACUGGCUGAAAGAAAGGAGAAAGGAAGAGAUGGAGAAGGAGUGCUCAGGAGCGGAUUAGAGGUUACAGCUUUAUAAUCUUCUCUGAGCCCCAAAAAAAUUAAGUCAUGAAAGAAUGGAAACAGCCAGGCAAAGAGCUUUUUAUCUCUGCGUUUCUUUCCUCCAGAUGCUAAGAGCAGGUUUCUGCCUUCCUGCUGUUCCUGCUGAGUGCAACAUGGGGAAGGAGCAGGCCCAAAUACGUUACAAGCUUUCUGGCAUAUUUGUGGAGAGUUCUUUUCUCAGCACAGAGCUUGGCAUGAAACCUGGGCAAUUCUGCUUGCUGAUGAAUGAACUUUGGCACAAUUUUGUCCUUGUACACAUGGUUGAAUGACUGGGGAAGAGUGUUGCAGGGAAAGCUGCAAGGCAAAGAGACUGUUUUAAAUGGCAGUUGGUGCCACAAACAGGUAUUUCUCUUUAAAGAGUGUUUCAAAACACACUGCUGGGGUCUGUGAAAGAUUCCUGUAAUCUCCAGAUGAAAGGACAGAUGCCCUUUUUCUGAAGAGCUACUCAGCUUUGAUGCUGCUGAUGUGAAGCCUGCUGCUGGUGGGCUGGAAGAACCAAGGCAACUAUCACUGUGCCUCUACCAUUUUGAAAACUGGCCACCCUGUUAGCUCCUCCCACUCCCCAAGCACCAGCAACUCCUGCACAGCACACAUGAGGUUUAAAGGAAAGGUGUCAGAAAGAUCUUCCAGCUCUGCAAUGGGGGAUCUAGAAAUGAAUGAGCACUUUAAUUUCUGGAGAAGCAGAAAGCAGGAGCCCUUUGAGCUGUUUUCCAGCCUGGUCAUUCUUACCAUCUUUUAACCAGCUUGUGAAGCAGCAGAGACCCCUGCUUUCUUCUGUUGCACAACAUGGCUUUGAACUGGAAAUUCAUCUGGAGAAGGGACAGGGGUUAGCUGAUGCCAGUGACCAUUCCCUGAGUCGUGCAAAGGACACAGCUAUGCAACCCUAGGAACCAUGUGGCUCAAAACAGAGACACCCAACUGUUGGACACAGGUGCAACAUAAGUCAUGCCUCACAGGGCAAAUGGUUUGGUUUGAAUUCAACCAUAAGAUGAAAAAUGCUUCUGUGAGAAGAAAUCAGAGUCUUCAAGAGAAAUCUACACUUCCAGGAUAUCUUCUUUUUUCCCUAUUCAUACUUUAAGCUGUUGUUCAUCAAGACUUUGAGUUAAAAAACAGUCCUAUCUGUAGAUGUCCUGGUGACAGUAAAACCAAAAUGCAAUUCAUGUGCUCAGAGAAAGAGAAGAAACUGGUACAGCAGCUUUACUUUCCUGGGGAAAAGCAAAACAGAGGAACUGGAAGCCCACUUUGGAUCAUGGCCUCAGUGAGUCUGAAUUGACCUGGUGCUUUUUGCAUGGCUGAAAAUGAGAUGUUAAAUGGGUAGAGUCCUUCUGUGGCUGCAUGGGGACCAGUUUAAGUCUGGACUUUGUUGCUGAAGCAGUUAUGUGCCACUUCUGUGGAAAAUGUCUUGUCUCAUAAGGAAACCGAGAACAGAUGAGAUGUCUAGGGCAGGGCAUCUCUUGGGCUGUAGAGAAAUGAAUGACAGAAAAGUCCUGUUAUGCCUGUGACGACAAUGCGCUAGAAAGAAAAUAGCUUCUCGAAGUCAACAAAAGAAACCAGGUUUUCUCUAAGAACAGAGAGACAGCUUAAGGGAACAUUCACCACAUGAAAUCUGAUCAACAUUAAAACCUGAGAUAAAAUUAGUUUCAGGAAUGGUUCCUGCCCCUGGGGCUUGCUGUCAGAUGUUGUGAUUUUACAGUCUCAUUUUCCUAGUUUAUUAGAAUGUUUAGCUUCUUGGGAAAAUAAGAAACAAUCGCACGUGAAACUUUUCAAGGGACUGUCUUUUUUUUAAUUCUCCUUCAUGAUUUUCUGAUAUGACAGUUAAAAUUUUUGGAAAGGUUCCACUGGG